GAUAAGCUGAAGAUAUACAAAGAAGAGUAGAAAGGUGAAAUAUUAAGACUUGGGCUUCCUCCAAAAAGAUAUAUAAAUCUCUCUGCCAUUUAAAUCCAAAUGCCAAGUCUUAGGAGCACGCUACUACACUUGCUCGAGGAGUUCAAGAACAUUAGAGAGCUUAAGAAAAUUCAUACCCAAAUCAUAAAGUCUCCAUUUUUAUCCACAGAUGACCAAGCUUUCCUCAUUACCCGUCUCCUAUUCUUCUCCGCCAUUUCUGAUUCUGAUUCGGGUUCUCACAGAUACGCUGCCCAUGUCUUUCGGGCCAUAAAGGAUCCGAAUCUCUACGUCUAUAACGUCAUGAUCAGAGCAUAUGUGUGUACAAAGGAUGAAACUCUUUCUUCGUUUGGGUCCUUGUUGCUGUAUAAGCAAAUGCUCUGCGUUGGCAUUUCCCCUAAUUGUCUCACUUUUCCGUUCCUUGUAAAAGAAUGCACAAGUAGGUUUGAUGGCGGCACAGGCCGGAGUUUCCAUGCACAAGUCGUCAAGUAUGGGCUCGACAAUGAUGUUUUUGUUCAAAAUUCGUUGAUUGGUAUGUACUCUGCAUGUGGGUUUCUGAAUAGCGCACGUACAUUGUUUGAUGAAAUGUUGGAAAGGGAUGUUGUUUCUUGGAACUCGAUGAUAAAGGGGUAUUUGAGAAGUGGGAAUCUUGAUGUGGCAUUGAAUCUGUUUGAGAAGAUGAACAAGAGAAACAUCAUUACUUGGAAUUCCAUGAUUACUGGGUUUGUUCAAGGUGGUCGGCCAAAGGAGGCCUUGGAACUUUUCCAUGAAAUGCAGAUCACUAGUGGUGAUAUGGUUAAACCGGAUAAGAUCACAAUUGCCAGUGUCGUUGCAGCUUGUGCUCAUCUUGGUGCAAUUGAUCAUGGGAUAUGGGUGCAUGCGUACCUGAGGAGAAGUGGCCUGGAGAGUGAUGUGGUUAUUGGGACAGCUCUGGUUGACAUGUACGGUAAGUGUGGAUGUGUGGACAAAGCGUAUGAGGUCUUUCAGGAAAUGCCCAACAAGGAUACUUUGGCAUGGACAGCUAUGAUUUCAGUGUUGGCUCUCCAUGGGUUUGGAAAUGAGGCUUUUGACAUUUUUAAACAGAUGGAAACAACUGGGGUGAAGCCAAACCAUGUGACAUUUGUCGGGCUAUUGUCAGCUUGUGCUCAUUCUGGUUUAGUAGAGAAAGGUCGCUGGUGUUUUGAUGUGAUGAAGUGUGUUUACUUAAUUGAACCGCAGCUCUAUCACUAUGCAUGCAUGGUUGAUAUUCUUAGUCGUGCCGGGCUGAUUGAAGAGGCAGAACGGUUUAUAAGAAGCAUGCCAAUGAAGCCAGAUGCAUUUGUUUGGGGUGCAUUACUCGGAGGCUGUCAAAUACAUGGAAAGGUCGAGUUAGGAGAAAGGCUGGCGCAGUAUUUAAUUGGUUUGGAACCUUUGAACCAUGCUUUUUAUGUUAACUUGUGUGAUAUAUAUGCCAAAGCUAAUAGAUUUGAUGACGUAAAGAGAAUCAAAUCCUUAAUGAAAGAAAGAGGGAUAAAAAAGGAAGUCCCAGGCUCUAGCAUGAUUGAAAUUGAUGGGGUUGUUCUUGAAUUUUCUGUGAGAGGAUCACCAGAUGUUGUAAUGGAGGAAGUAUUGUUGGUCUUGUAUCAGUUGAGCCAGAGGAGGCCUUGGACUGUAAGUUUAUGAUUGAAUAGCGGUUACUGGUAGCUUUCAAAAUCUAUCUAAAUAUUGUCUAGAGAUCGGCACAUAUGAAAGAAUAAAUCAAAGAAGUGGGGUGCAACUAGAGGACUUCCGAGAAGGUCACCCUUCCUAGUAGGCUAGCACACUCUCGCCUAAAGGAAUGGUUCCCUCUUGAAAUUCUGAUUAUCAAAUUGCUGUGCAAAUGCUAAUUUCAGAACUAGAGGAGGAGCACCCCUAUUAUAGUUUGGUGUCUAGGGGUCAGAAAUGGCUACUAUAUAAAGAUUUUAGUAUUACUGAUGGAUUGGCAGAGAAGGAAAUUGCCUUGCUGAUAGAUUGGCAGCUCUAGGCUUGCAACUGGAGAGGGGAUGCAGAAUUUGGGAUAGUAUGCCGGAAGGGCUUGGGCUUUUUGUCUUGGAGGAUUUGAGCGGGGUAUAUAUAUAUAUAUAUAUAUAGCUUCUGUUAAAUCACACAUACACCCAAAAAAAAAAAAAAAAAGGGGUUUUUUUUCUUCCUCAUCCCCAUGGGUGUCAUGGAUUUUCUUUCCACUCCGAUACCUCCCAUAGCAAUAAGUUUAGUAGUAACUAGCAAGGGCACCCGCGCGAUGCUGCGGGUUUUGAAAUUGCGUCAAAUGUGUAUAAAGUCGUUAAAAUAUGUAAGAAAUAUGGC
This is a messenger RNA of Prunus dulcis (almond), 2358 nucleotides long. RefSeq names its product pentatricopeptide repeat-containing protein At5g66520-like. Gene Ontology annotation, biological process: RNA modification. The coding region runs from base 100 to 1698 and encodes 532 amino acids. The record is from RefSeq and is a predicted model, not a curated record. The transcript has a single exon. Gene Ontology annotation, molecular function: RNA binding; protein binding. NCBI's taxonomy places the organism in Eukaryota, Viridiplantae, Streptophyta, Magnoliopsida, Rosales, Rosaceae.